Molecule: messenger RNA, 1361 nt
Organism: Aspergillus homomorphus CBS 101889
Lineage: Eukaryota; Fungi; Ascomycota; Eurotiomycetes; Eurotiales; Aspergillaceae
Product: signal recognition particle receptor subunit beta
Exons: 2
Coding region: 137-1090 (317 amino acids)
Source: RefSeq, a predicted model, not a curated record
UAUUAAUUGCCUCCUCGUGUUCUCUGGGCUUCUCAUCUUGUUUGCUUUCAACCACAACUCCGUCAUUACUGUCCUCCAUUCUGUGCCUGUGCCAUCUUGCGGUCUACAACUUAUCCCACGAGCGCGUCUAACCACGAUGCGGUUGCAAGGGGAUUGGGCCUCAUUGGAAGCCAUAGCCACUAGCCUGCUCGAGGGCAGCCCUCUCGCGAUUGCUGUCACGGUUUUCAUCGCCUUUGGACUUCCCGUUCUAUUGCAUCUCUUUUUUUACCGAACGGUGGCUUCUCCACCUUCUAGCAAUUUUUUGCUUUUGGGUCCGAAUGGGGCUGGAAAGACCGCUCUCCUGACUCUGCUUGAAGCAAAGUCGUCACACACUACGCGUAAAGAUACUCGAGUCACGCAUACGUCACAAAUAUCCACCGCGGCGACAAUCAGCCUCCCCGCCUCGGUGCCAACUGCAUCAAAUCGCUAUAGGUCGUUGAAUGACACUUCGUUAAAGGAUGUUGCCAAAAAUCCAGUCAAAUACCGGUUGUGGGAUACUCCUGGUCAUGGCAAACUACGAGCAUCUCAAGGUAUCUCGCGGUUGCUUUCCAUGUCAACGUCAAAGGAAGCGAAGUCGAAGUUGCGUGGUGUCCUGUACAUGGUCGACACCGCAGUACUCGCCGACCCGGAGAAUCUACGAGAUGCGGCCAAUUACUUAUACGAUGUGCUUCUGAUUCUCCAGAAACGUGCUCUGAGUAGGGGAAAGAAAGUGGCAUUUGAGAUUCCUGUGCUUGUGGCUGCCAACAAGCAAGACCUUUUCACGGCCUUGCCGCCCGGGUCCGUGCGGGAAAGGUUGGAAGAUGAGAUUAAUAGAGUCCGGAACUCUCGAAGCAAAAGCCUCCUGGAUGCUAGUCUUGAUUCUGAGAACGUCGAUGGCGAUGACGAUAUUCUCGGCGGCAGCGAUCACCACGGUAAAUUCUCAUUCCAGGCUUUCAAGGACGAUGUCGGUAUAGUAGUAGACGUCGGAGGAGGAGCAGUUAUGGGUGAUGGAGAGAGAAACCUUGGAUCUGGGGUCCGCAAGUGGGAGGAAUGGAUCGGCCAGUGUCUGUAGGGCAUACAAUUCCAGAUUUGCAGAGUGCGCCGUUGCCCGUGGGCUGGUAUAGGACCCCAGGGUUUUAUAUGUCGCCCUGUAUAUUCUCAAGAUAUUGUGCAACAAGGCGUGAGAAACGAAAUAUCCUUGGUGAUCAUUCACCUCUGCACUGUACACUCAUGGCAUUUUCUCCACGAUGGGCAUCAAACAACAUUGACAUGUGAAGUACUGGAAAGGGUCGAGAGCACUUUUGAGAAGACCCAAUGUCAAAACAAAAUCAGAUAAUAGAGCA